UCAUGGGUGUGCCACUGUUUUGCUGUGCCUCCCUCAGGGCACUCCACCUCUGCAUCAAGAACCAAAAGGAAAACGGAGGUUAUGGGAAUACACAGUCCCAGAAGAAAACCCACGGGAGACUGGCUCAAGGAGAAUAAUGAAGGAAAACGUACAUCAAAGUCCAGUGUGAGAGAGAGACAAUCAGCAGUUCAUUUGCAGCCAUGAGCCAGCCCACCCUGGCUACCACAGAGCCACCUGGCCAGCCUGGACAGAGGAAUCUUACCUUCGAGGUUGUGGACAUCGUUGUUGUCAUCAUUUAUUUUGUCUUCGUCCUUGCCGUUGGGAUAUGGUCAUCCAUACGGGCAAGCCGGGGGACAAUUGGAGGGUAUUUCCUGGCUGGACGGUCCAUGACAUGGUUGCCUAUUGGAGCCUCCCUGAUGUCAAGCAACGUGGGCAGUGGCUUGUUCAUCGGCCUAGCAGGCACAGGAGCAGCUGGGGGCCUCGCCGUCGGGGGCUUUGAGUGGAAUGCUACCUGGGCGCUGCUGGCCCUCGGCUGGAUUUUUGUGCCUGUUUACAUUGCUGCAGGAGUUGUCACAAUGCCCGAGUACCUGAAGAAGAGAUUUGGAGGACAGAGGAUUCAAAUCUACAUGUCCGUACUGUCCCUCAUUCUCUAUAUAUUCACCAAGAUAUCAACAGAUAUUUUCUCUGGAGCACUGUUCAUCCAAGUCUCCCUGGGCUGGAACCUUUACCUGUCCACCGUGAUCUUGCUAGCAGUGACAGCAGUCUACACUAUAGCUGGUGGUUUAACGGCUGUGAUGUACACAGAUGUGCUGCAGACUGUGAUCAUGGUACUCGGGGCUUCGGUUCUCGCCUUUAUAGGGUUUGAAAAAGUCGGCUGGUUUGAAGGACUUAAAGAGAAAUACAGCACCAUGAUACCCAGUGUCAUCGUCCCAAACACCACCUGUCACCUCCCCCGCACUGACGCCUUCCACAUGCUCAGGAACCCUGUCACUGGGGACAUUCCCUGGCCUGGGCUUAUCUUCGGCCUCUCUGUGCUGGCCACCUGGUGUUGGUGCACUGAUCAGGUUAUAGUGCAAAGGUCUCUCUCUGCCAAGAACCUCUCCCAUGCCAAGGGUGGAUCGGUGCUGGCGGGUUAUUUGAAAAUGCUCUCGAUGUUUUUCAUUGUCAUGCCUGGUAUGAUCAGCAGAGCUCUUUACCCAGAUGAAGUGGGAUGUGUGGACCCGAAAGUCUGUGAAACCGUCUGUGGAGCAAAAGUGGGUUGUUCUAACAUUGCCUAUCCUAAGCUCGUAAUGGGACUCAUGCCUGUAGGACUACGGGGUUUGAUGAUAGCUGUGAUGAUGGCAGCCCUGAUGAGUUCCCUCACCUCGAUCUUCAACAGCAGCAGCACGCUCUUCGCCAUAGAUAUCUGGCAGCGGCUCCGCAAGAAAGCCACAGAGCAGGAGCUCAUGAUUGUUGGCAGAGUGUUUGUUCUCAUUCUCAUCGUCAUCAGUAUUCUCUGGAUUCCCAUCAUUCAGAUAUCCAACAGCGGCCAACUCUUUGACUACAUUCAGUCCAUAACCAGUUAUCUGGCCCCACCAAUUACUGCCCUCUUCAUCCUGGCAAUCUUCUGCAAGAGGAUCAAUGAGCCCGGUGCUUUCUGGGGCCUCCUGUUUGGGCUGGUAGUAGGUGGCAUUCGAAUGAUCAUGGAGUUUUCCUAUGGGGUGCCAUCCUGUGGUGAGGAGGACCCAAGACCAGCUGUCCUAAAGGAUGUGCACUACCUGUACUUUGCCCUCAUUCUCUGCGUGCUCACGGGCAUCGUCAUUAUCCUGAUUAGUCUCUGCACCCCACCAAUCCCAGAGGAAAAGCUGGCUAGCCUGACGUGGUGGACUAGACACAGCAAACCUCCCGCAAUUGACCUGGUGAGCUACAAGAGUGAGUCGGCGGAGGUAAAUCCUUCAGUGGGCGAGAGUGAUGGGGAUGCACCAGCGUGGGAGAACAUGGAUUCAGGGAGCAAAGAACAUGGAGCAGUGAGCCCUCCUUGCUGGAAGAAGUUAUAUUUCUGGUUCUGCGGGAUCUCCAGCAGCCCAGGACCCACACUGACCAACGAAGAGAAAGCAGUCCUGGAAAGGAAACUCACCAGCAUUGUGGAAAAACCCUUAUCAAAGAUUGUUUGCAACAUUAAUGCUAUAAUUCUGCUAGCUAUUAACGUCUUUCUGUGGGGAUACUUUGGCUGAAGACAGGGCUGCAGACAGGCUGGCUUGGCUUUGAUUUAGAAUAUAGCAGUAAUGCUUAGAGACCUCAAGCAGGUCACGACCACAUUGUUCUUGAUGCCAUGCAUACAGUAAAUGGAAUUCCCUGCCCCAAAGAGUUUACAAUCUAGAAGACCAAACCUAGUGGGCAGGGAUAGCAUAGCAUUUACCAGAGAGCGUUUUUAUCAGGUAAAAUCAUGUUUUUUGUCACCUAGGGAAAAAUUAAUUGGGCCCAGUUUAUGAUAUUUUCUAUUUUUAAAAUUAUUUUACUAUCACACACAUCACACUUAGUUGUAGUUACACAUUCAAAUUGCAUUACAUAGUCAAAUAAGGCACUAGAUUAGGAGAUUAAUUUAGGGUUGUACAAAUAAAGAAGUAAAAUUGCAGUGAGCAUAAUACUAAUAUAUGUAAUGAGAAUAGUGUCAGAAUGUCUGUAGACAAUUUAGUUUGGUAUUUUCUCCAGGAAGUUAUACAGGCCAUGACAACUUUCAGUUUUCUAUAUUAUAUAACCUAAAGUCAAAAGCCUUCAAUGACAAUAAUGCAGAGUUGUAGCCAUGAAGCAUUAAGCAAUCAGAAGCAUGCAGCGCUGCAGACAACCUGUCCAGGUCUGGUUGGCCAUGGAGCCUGCUGUAGCAGACGAACUUUGAUGCAGUGGGUAGACUGAACCUAUUUCUCAGUUUUGAAUGGAUGUAUCCAAAGUCUGAGAAGAUUAAUUCUAUGCUUGCUGAACACCGAUGGACUUGCACCACCGGUUCUGUGACAUCAGAAAGAAUCUUGGCAUUCUUAGAUUUUUUUCCACCAUGCUAAAGGGGAAAUCUUUUUCCUUGUAGCAGAUGAAAACGUCAAUUUUAGCUGCAGUGAGUCUUCUAUGUUAAAUGCAAGUAAAUAUGGUAGAAAGUCGGGAUUUUCUUCUUGUUCUGAUGACACAUUUCUUGCCUCUGUAUUUUGGCUGAAGGAGGUCGGACAACAUUUGUAAUUGCCUCAUGAAAUCUCUUUGGUACGUCUGCUUUAUGUGGGGCAAGAUCUUCAUUUAUCAGUAGAUCCGUCUCAUGUCCAAAUACUCCUUUUCUUUUUGCGAAUACAGACUAACACGGCUGCUACACUGAAUCAAGUGCCACAGAAACUGAAUUGAACUGAUUGAUCAAGUUAUUUGCUUCUCGGUAAAUCCUGUGAUUAUUAAUUUCACUGACCACUCUAUCUUUAAAUUCCUCCUCUAGCUUACUCAUAAUCCUGAGAUAAUGUGGCCAGUUUUUGAAUAUAUGUUUCCAGACAUGUUGUUUGACUGUUCCAAUAUGUGUUACCAGGGAUUUACAGAACUUGACAGUCUUUUAACCAGGCUCCAGGUAAUUAUGAAAAUACUUUUGUAAAUCGCCAACAUGUUUCUUCAAAGCACUCUGUAUAAGGGCUUGUCCAAGUAGAUUGAGCCAAUGUGAUGCACAUCCAUACUUAGCCAAAGUGUGAUUAGCUUGUUCCAAAUCACUGCCCAUACUUGGCAUUUUUUCCUCAUUGUCUGUCGGGUAGCUCUUAACACAACUAUACCGUUCGUUGCUAAUGCCUUGGCUUCUCUUAUCAGAGUAGCACAAUACUUUCCAGUCUUCUUAUAUCAACUGCUGCUAAGGAAACCACAGUCAGCUAUCACUGGGACAAUGCGCACGUUAUGCCAGCCAUCUUUUAGUCAUGGAACUGCUUUUCCAUAUAAUUUGCUGUGUGUUUCCACCCUUAAGCCAUCAGUAACUGCAUCUAACCAUUUACCUGCUUUCAGCUGGGUGCUUUGGCCUAGGCAGCUGAUCAGUGCUUGAAAAAAGUGGCUGUUCAGUCACUGAAAAGGGAAUAGUACAGCCAUAAAACAGUUCUGCAGUUUUCAGGGCUACCUUUUGUUUCAGUUCUGGCAUUGUUUUCCUGACAAACAUAUGCAUGUGUGAUUGAAAAACUGUGACACUUCCUCCUCAUUGUCUUUGGCUGAUGUGGAUCUGCCUUUCUCUUGCUGCUCUUGGCAAUAGCAAUGCACUAUUAUCUGUACCUUCUGUGGUUAGCUGUUGAUAGAUGUUUGGCUGCGUGUGUGAGUUCCCUCUGUGUGCCACCCCAGACCUGCACAGACAGCUGGCAUGGCAGACCUCAAUCGAACCACCCAAUGACCACAAGAUCCGGUAAGGGACAAAGGCACUCAGCCAGGUUUAUUGUCAAUGAAGCAUGGUACCAGUAUCCCAGACCACUAAUAUAUGUAUGCCCAUAACAAUGGACCAGGUCAGUGAACGGUGGGAUUUUCCAUUCCUGUGCCAGACAAAAAUAUUCCUUCUGAGAUAUAUCUUUAUACCCUGAUACAAACAAUUUACAUACUGCCCUUCUGACACAGUUAGUUACUGCCCCCUGACAUAGUUAGUUUUACCCAUUACCUUGCACAUGUUGGUUCGAUCAAAACAUUUCUAUUAUGUACUGUCAUCCUGACCUUAUCUUUUAGGAGGGGUCAGUAUGUUCCUGUUAUCCUGGGGGAAUGUUUUUGUACCAUGCUUGAUAUCGGGAUGUUCUGGUACCACUUGAUAUCGGGAUGUAUUUGCGUGAGUACUCUGUGACUUCUUAGGAAUGUGUAUUUCUACAAUAUCUGCCCUGUUCUUGCCAGAUUCUGAGAGCAGGUCCUGCCUCGUACCAAGCCUCUAAUAAAAAGGCUUAUGUCUCAGGCUCUCU
Dermochelys coriacea (leatherback sea turtle) is the source of this 4910-nucleotide messenger RNA. RefSeq names its product solute carrier family 5 member 9 (gene SLC5A9). Bases 201 to 2213 code for a protein of 670 amino acids. Gene Ontology annotation, cellular component: plasma membrane. The record is from RefSeq and is a predicted model, not a curated record. Gene Ontology annotation, biological process: transmembrane transport. Gene Ontology annotation, molecular function: D-glucose:sodium symporter activity. The transcript has 15 exons. Lineage: Eukaryota; Metazoa; Chordata; Testudines; Dermochelyidae.